GCCAGGCCGCUGCCCGGCAGUGCCUGGGCCUUGGCGGUGGUGGGCAGCGGCGCCCAGCGCGGCCUGCGCGCCCACCCGGGCCCGUUCCCCGCUGCCGACCCAGUCGGGCCGGGCGCCCGCGCGGGGUGCAGGGCGCGGCCCCGAGUCCGUCCGGGGCGCCAUGGCGGCGGUGGGGCCGCGGGCCGGGCCGGGCGCGGGGGCCGAGGCGCUGGCGCUGGCCGCGGAGCUGCAGGGCGAGGCGACCUGCUCCAUCUGCCUGGAGCUCUUCCGCGAGCCGGUGUCCGUGGAGUGCGGCCACAGCUUCUGCCGCGGCUGCAUCGCGCGCUGCUGGGAGCCCCCGGGCGCGGCGCCCCGCCCGCUGCCCUGCCCGCAGUGCCGCGAGCCCGCGCGGCCCGGCCAGCUGCGCCCCAACCGGCACCUGGCCGCCGUGGCCGCGCUCCUCCGGCGCUUCAGCCUGCCCGCCGCCGCGCCCGAGCAGCGCGCCCCGCCGCAGGCCGCCCGCUGCCCGCUGCACGGGGAGCCGCUCAAGCUGUACUGCCAGGACGACGGCCGCGCCAUCUGCGUGGUGUGCGAUCGCGCCCGCGAGCACCGAGUGCAUGCGGUGCUGCCGCUGGACGAGGCGGUGCAGGAAGCCAAGGAGCACUUGGAUUCCAAGCUGAAGGUCUUGAAGAAAGAUCUGGAGGACUAUGAGGUGUUCCGGUCUAUGGAAGAAAAGGAGAGCAAGGAGCUACUGAAGCAGAUGGCAGCAGAGAGAGAGAAGGUGGGGGCAGAGUUCCAGGCACUGCGGGCCUUUCUAGUGGAGCAGGAGGGUCGGCUUCUGGGCCGCCUGGAGGAGCUGUCACGGGAAGUGACCAAGAAGCAAAAUGAGAAUCUGGCCCAACUGGGAGGCCAGAUCACUCAGCUCUCCAAACUCAGCAGCCAGAUCCAGGAGACAGCUCAAAAGCCUGACCUUGACUUCCUCCAGGAAUUCAAGAGCGCACUAAGCAAGUGCAGCAAUGUGCCUGCCCCCAAGCCAACCACAGUCUCCUCUGAGAUGAAGAAUAAAGUCUGGAAUAUUUCUCUCAAAACCUUCAUCUUAAAAGGGCUUCUGAAGAAGUUCAAAGAAGAUCUUCAAGGGGAGAUGGAGAAAGAGGAGAAAGUGGAGCUCACUUUGGACCCCAAUACGGCCAACCCUCGCCUCAUCCUCUCUUUGGAUCUUAAGAGUGUGCGACUUGGACAGCGGGCUCAGGACCUGCCCAGUCACCCUCACCGCUUUGACACCAACACUCGUGUCCUGGCAUCUUGUGGUUUCUCUUCUGGACGUCACCACUGGGAAGUGGAAGUGGGCUCCAAGGAUGGCUGGGCCUUUGGUGUGGCCCGUGAGAGUGUGCGCCGCAAGGGUCUCACACCCUUCACCCCAGAGGAAGGUGUCUGGGCACUGCAGCUAAACAAUGGGCAGUACUGGGCUGUCACCAGCCCUGAGCGGACACCCCUCAGCUGUGGCCAUUUGUCUCGCGUGCGAGUGGCCCUGGACUUGGAGGUGGGGGCAGUGUCCUUCUAUGCUGUAGAGGACAUGCGCCACCUCUAUACUUUCCGAGUCAACUUCCAGGAGCGCGUGUUCCCCCUUUUCUCAGUCUGCUCCACUGGCACCUACUUGCGAAUCUGGCCUUGAGGCAGGAUAAGCUUCCAGGCCAAGGGUCAGUUGUGUGUGAACUCCUCUCCUCUCAACCGUCUAAUCUCACUCUUGGCCUGCCCUCCGCACUCCUGCUCCAGGCUGCCCUACAGAGCACAACAUGGGAAGCAUGAAGAACUGAUGGACUGUGAUCCAUGGAGCAGGGAAAGAGAUGCCUUGGACCUCUGGGACCUGUACCUGCCCUAUUCCUGGGCACGUAAAUGUGGCCUUAAUUGUGAGGGUAUGAAUUGUAGGCAUGUGGGUGCUUCCUAUUACAUGAAACUUCUACUCUGAUUGAGACAGGCUCUGGUUCCAAGGAACAGUGCCACACUGUGGUCCUGAUACAGGGCCAGGUUUGACCCUGGGCCAGCCAUGUUUGUUAUCAAUUUGUUUCCUUGCCACCUCUGCCUUGAGAGGUCAUGAGAUUUCUGGCUGUAGCUGACUUAUACCUGACUACCUACUUAGGAACGCAUACUAUCCUCCCAGCUUGGGAGUUCAGUCUGGUUAGAACUAGGAGGCCCUUGAGGGGAAAGGUGAGGACAAAGCUUAUGGGCAUUACUACUGUCCAACACGCCUCAACCUGAUGAUGCAGAGGGACUGUGCAUUCCUGACCACAGUACAACAGACAUGUGUUAUCACAGAUACCUGACCUAUUUUCCAGUAUCAGAAGACAGUCUCCUUUGAGUGAGGAAAUCAAAGCUUCUAGAAUUUUGAAACACAUGUCAGCACAGAUAAUUUUACACAUGCAACUCAUACUGGCACAGAAAUGCACAGACCGUACACAUGCUCCCAACAGCCUUUUUGGAACUUGCUGAACACAUGCUAACAGUAGUUUCCUGUUGCCAAGGCCUGCUCAGCCUGUGUCCAGGAGGGUGUUCAGAGGGCCGACUUCAUUCUCCUGGCAGAUGUUUCCCAGCUUCUGGAUGCCUGGGCUUUUGGAAGGGUGAUAGCGUGUUGUACCCAGCUUGCUGCUCCCUGGAAAGGGACACCAGGAGAUGGAAAUACAGAUUGUGAACUCAUCUUUA
Messenger RNA from Cavia porcellus (domestic guinea pig), 2676 nucleotides. RefSeq names its product tripartite motif containing 7 (gene Trim7). The record is from RefSeq and is a predicted model, not a curated record. Lineage: Eukaryota; Metazoa; Chordata; Mammalia; Rodentia; Caviidae. Gene Ontology annotation, cellular component: cytoplasm. Gene Ontology annotation, molecular function: protein binding; zinc ion binding; ubiquitin protein ligase activity. Gene Ontology annotation, biological process: protein ubiquitination. The transcript has 7 exons. The coding region runs from base 161 to 1651 and encodes 496 amino acids.